This is a messenger RNA of Sinocyclocheilus rhinocerous, 3393 nucleotides long. RefSeq names its product protein FAM184A-like. The record is from RefSeq and is a predicted model, not a curated record. Bases 306 to 3287 code for a protein of 993 amino acids. NCBI's taxonomy places the organism in Eukaryota, Metazoa, Chordata, Actinopteri, Cypriniformes, Cyprinidae. The transcript is spliced from 15 exons.
GCGCGUGAAUGUGAUGAUGCUCGAAUGUUACAUUUUAGCGCUCAGUUAGUUCAUUGUCAUUCGGUUCCCGCCACUGAUGACUGACUGAUGUAGACCAAUAACAACCACAUCUGUCACGUAGCGCUAAUAUCAGACGCUAAGAAUAUUGAUUGUGUGGAGAGUCAGGUGAACAGUCGCAGCUCGACACGUAUAGAGAAACAGCAUGAUGGGUUUACAUGAAUUCAUAUGGAUGACAGGUAUACUGAUGGCGCAGGAUCAUCCUUAACCUGUUUGCGAAGGAUUUGGGAUCGUGGCAGUACGUGAAGAUGGCGACGGGGACGGGCUGGCAGCCGCCGUACAGCGCUGCUGCGGGCAUCAAUCCUCCCGCUGCUGCCGCUGCUUCUGCUUCUGGAUCAGGCACCAGUCCAUUCUCCACAUCCAGCCAUUUACUCUACGAAUCUGCGUUGACCAUGGAAUACACUCAAGAUCUGCACCUGAAGAUGAGUAAAAAAAUAUCACAGCUCACCAAGGUCAUUUAUGCCCUCAACACGAAAAACGACGAGCACGAAGAUGCCAUCCAAUCUCUGAAGGAGGCCCACGAUGAGGAGGUUCAACACAUCCUGACAGAGGCUCGGGAGAAGAUCCUUCACUACAAGAGCAAGAUCGGGGACGAGGUUGACCUGAAACGGCGCCUGCAGUCCUUGGAGGAAUCCGUGGAGCUGCACGAACACAUGAAGCGCCAAGCGCUAGCCGAGUUCGAGAUGUACCGGCAGCGCAUGGAGGACACACAGCUGUGCACGGAGGCCCAACACACACAACGCGUGGUCUCCAUGUCACGUGAAAUGGAGGAAAUGCGGCACGAGUUCGAAGAGAAGCUGCGCUCCUUCAGUCAGGUGCAAGCCCAGUUUGAACAGGAGAAACGGCGGGCAUUGGAGGAGCUCAAGUCGGUCCACCGACAGGAAGUCCAGGAGCUACUGGAAAGCCAGCAGAACCAGAGUGCGUCCUCCAGCCUGGAACAGGAGAAACUGGCCGAGCUGCACAGUACGGAGCUGGAGUCGCUCAUGGAGCGCGUGGAGGAGCUGAUGCAGGACAAAGUCCGACUGGUGGAGGAAUACGAGGCCAAGAUGUGCAAGGCUCAAGGGUUCUAUGAACGCGAGCUGGAGGCCAUGAGGCGAACGCAGCAGCUCACCACAGAGAACUUGCUGGCCUGGAAGAGGACGGAGGUGGAACUGAGGAAGGAGUUUCAGGUGCAGGAGUCAGCUCUUCAGAGGACCCUUUGUAAACUCCGUGCUGAACUCCACAGAGCUCAGGACGAGGCACGAGAAAGCAGGGACAAGACCAACAGACUGCAGGCGUCUCUUAACAAUGCAGAAGUCACAAUUAAGGAGUUACACAAGCAGCUGGAAGAGGCCAUACAGGAUGGAGAGAUUUGGGUGAUGCAGCUGAAAGAUACAGAAUAUGAGCUGGAGGGAAGCAGAGAUCGAGUUCAGCAGCAGGCCAAUGAAAUCCUUCACAAAGCCAGUCAGAUAGGCUCUCUUCAAGCAACCCAAAUGAGCCACGAGGCCACUAUCAGGGAUCUGGGCUCCGAGCAGAACCGCCUGAAGGAGAAGAUCCUACAGCUGGAGGAGGAGAGAGAAAGACUUCAGAAACAGAUUCAAACACUGGAAGAACAACAGCAUCAGAAGAUCCUCAACUUGGAGAAGUCGCUUUGUGAGGAAAAGCAGAACUAUGAGAUGGAGCUGGCGCGAAUCAGGGCCAAAUACGAGGAGGAAACGGCCUGUCUGAAAGAAAGCCAAGCAGAAUCCUUAGAAGAACUCGAGGAGAAACACCGAGUCCAGCAGGAAAGUGCUCGCAAUGCCGCUGAGAGAGAGAAGAACCAGUUGCUCAGUGAGAUGAGACAACAGUUUGAUAUCCGGCGUCUGUCAUUGGAAGAGCAGAGAAACCACCUGCAACAGCAACUGGAGACCAUACGAGAGGAACUCACUACCAAGCUCAACAUGGCCAACCAAGAGGUGUCUCAUUUAAAGGAUCUUGUGAAGGAGAGUGAAAAAAAUCUGGAUAAUGCUGAGAACCACAUCUCAUGUCUUAAAGACAGCCAGGAAAAACUUCUCAUGGAGCUGGACGCCACCAGGGCGAGAGUGAGAGAGACGAGCAACCUGCUCACGGAUAUACAAGAGGAGAUAGAGACCCAGAAACAGCAACAUGAAGCUAGGGUCAUCGCUAUCAAAACAGAGGAAAAACAGAAAAUGGACAAAAUCACAGAGGAGCUGGAUCUCAAGUGGACCGAUGCUCUGAGGGCUGAGCUGAAGGGUCUUCGGGAAGAGCUCACAGCUGAACAUCAGGCGGAGAAACAGGUGGCCCUGACACAACUUUCCCAGCAGAGAGACCUGGAGAUGAUGGCAGCCAGGGAGAGCUGGCAGAGGAAGGUGGAGGACCUCCUGGAACAGGUAACGGAAGGUCACAGAGGUGACAAUUGCCAUUUAUACCUUACUGUACAUGUCUGUUUCCUUUACUCUCUGGAUUUGUCACCCCUGCAUUAUCACCCCACACUGAGAAUCUCCACUCUGCAUGACAUCCAUAUGGAGCUUGAGGAGCGUCUAAAACAGGAACAGAGAGAGGAGUUACACGCUUUGAGAGAUGCCCACAGACAGACCCUGGAAAUCCUUCGGCAGCAUUCGGACCAGGAGCUGCAGACGCUGCGCUUUGAGCUGGAGGAUGAGGGCAAAGCCAUGCUGGAUCUCCUAGGGCGUAUAUCUGACCUGAGGCAUGAGGUGAGCUGCAGGAAGAACCGGAUCGCCAAUCUGGACCAUGAAAUGCAUUCGCUCAAUGAGACCAUCAGCACCUUGACCAAGGAGUUGGAGCUCAAAGUGAAAGAGGUUCUGAGGGUGCGCAGUGAGGCCAAUCUGCAGAUCAGGGCUCAUGAACAGGAUCUCUCUAAGCGCCUGGAGAGGGAGAUUGAUGAGCUGAACGCUUCUCAUAACAGAGAGACCCAGAUCAUGCUGUCAGAUUUUAACAAAGCUCAGGAGCUGCUAAAAGACAAGAUCUCUGCUCUGCAGAUUCUGUUGGAAGGUACGGAGGAGAAGUUCAGGAAUAGAGAAAGCCGACCAGAGGACCUCCAGGUGAUAGCUGAGCUCAGAGAAAUGGUGUCCGAGAGAGAAACUCUGGUCAAGAAGCUUGUGGAUGACAAGAAGUUUUAUCAACUGGAGCUGGUGAAUCGAGAGCCUGGAUUCAACAAGGUGUUCAACACCAAUCCCAAUGUUGGUGUCAUAAACCCCCUUAUAAAGGUUAGAGAGACACAGCCACACUGAUCAAAGAGUACCUCUGAAGUCCACAUAAAUUGGAUUUGAUCUGAUCGUAAAAAAAAAAAGCACAAACCAUAAACCUUUUUAAAAGCACUCCAUCCCUACAGUUCAU